Molecule: messenger RNA, 819 nt
Organism: Parasteatoda tepidariorum (common house spider)
Lineage: Eukaryota; Metazoa; Arthropoda; Arachnida; Araneae; Theridiidae
Molecular function (GO): nucleic acid binding
Source: RefSeq, a predicted model, not a curated record
AUGGCCUACGUCAUCAGAUUUUAUAAAAAUACUCUAAGAAAUCAUAGUGAUAGAAAGAAGGGAAAAUUGGAGGUAGAAGAGAUCGAAGCAUCCGAGAAGUUCGUUUUGAAAGAAAUUCAAGGAGAAUCUUUUAAUGGAAAGAUAAAUUUUCGAACAGUGAAAGACAGAGAUGGUCUCUUACGAGUUGAGACAAAAAUAACAUCGAGAAAAGACUUAGAAACUUUUAGAUUCCCUAUAUUAUUGCCUAUCAAGCAUGAUUUGGUGGAAAAAUUAAUAAUGGACAAACAUAUUGAACUGAAACAUGCCGGUGUUCAAACUUUGAUGUCUCACCUCAGAGAGUCGUUUUGGAUCAUUAAAACCAGAAAGACAAUUCGAAACGUCGUAAAAAAUUGCGUCAAGUGCAAGAGAUUCUCGGUUAAACCAUUGGAAGCCGUAAGCAUUCUUCUCCCAGAAGAUCGAUUCAGAGACGCAGCUAUUUUUGAAAUUAUAGGCGUCGACCCAUGCGGGCCUCUGCUUUUAAAAGGAGAUAGAAAAUGCUGGGUGGUACUCUUCACUUGUUCCAUCUACCGAGCGGUACACCUCGAAGUAGUCUCGUCCCUGUCAACAGAUUGUUUCAUCUUGGCCCUUCGCCGUUUUAUUGCUCGCAGAGGGCACCCGUCCACAGUAUAUUCUGACAAAGGGACAAAUCUUGUGGGAACGGCAAAUCUUUUGAAGAACAUUAAUUGGAAGGAAGUUGAAGACUUUGCUUCAAGGAAACGAAUUUCAUUUAAAUUUAAUCCUUCUCUGCCCCUUGGUGGGGAGGCUUCUUCGAAAGAUUAA